Molecule: messenger RNA, 2190 nt
Organism: Tinamus guttatus (white-throated tinamou)
Lineage: Eukaryota; Metazoa; Chordata; Aves; Tinamiformes; Tinamidae
Source: RefSeq, a predicted model, not a curated record
GUGACUGAAAAACUCAACCUGGCUGAGAAGACAGCGGUGGAUAUUGAUCAGCUUCGGGAUGGCUACAGACCAGCUGCCAAGAGGGGAGCCAUUUUAUUCUUCGUUUUGUCCGAAAUGGCGCUUGUCAACAUCAUGUAUCAGUACUCGUUAGUCUCCUUCUUAGAGGUUUUUGGACUCUCUCUUCGGAAAUCCAUGCCUAGUUCUAUUCUUCAGAAGAGGUUAAAAAACAUCAUGGAUACAUUAACUUUCAACAUCUAUAACUACGGCUGUACAGGCUUGUUUGAGAAGCACAAGUUACUCUUCUCCUUUAAUAUGACUGUCAAGAUAGAACAGGCUGAUGGCAGAGUUCCCCAAGAAGAACUUGACUUCUUUUUAAAAGGCAAUAUUUCCCUGGAGAAGAGUGCACGAAAGAAACCAUGUGCUUGGCUUCCAGAUCAAGGCUGGGAAGACCUAAUUCACCUGUCUGAACUAUUUCCUGAGAAGUUUGAAUCGCUUCCAGAUGAUGUGGAAAAAAAUCCAGAUGUGUGGAAAAAUUGGUAUGAUAUCGAUGCUCUGGAGCAGACGCCAUUCCCCAUGCACUACCAGAACAGUCUCACAAACUUCCAGAAGCUCCUGCUUCUGCGGUGCUUCCGAGUGGACCGGGUAUAUCGGGCAGUUACAGACUAUGUUACUCUGACAAUGAGUGAGAAGUACGUGCAGCCCCCCGUGAUCAGCUUCGAGGCCAUCUUUGAGCAGAGCAGUCCUUACUCGCCCAUCGUUUUUAUCUUAAGUCCUGGCUCGGAUCCUGCCAGUGACCUCAUGAAGCUGGCGGAGAGGAGCGGCUUUGGUGGGAACAGGCUCAAAUUCCUCGCCAUGGGACAAGGCCAAGAGAAGGUUGCCCUGCAGAUGCUGGAGAACGUGGUGGCUCGUGGCCUGUGGUUAAUGUUGCAGAACUGUCACCUGCUGGUGCGGUGGCUUAUUGACCUGGAGAAGGCCCUGGAGAAAAUCACAAAGCCUCACCCAGACUUCCGCCUCUGGUUGACGACAGACCCCACCAAGGGCUUCCCCAUCGGAAUCCUGCAGAAGUCACUAAAGGUUGUGACAGAACCACCUAAUGGUCUGAAACUGAAUAUGAGAGCUACCUACUUCAAAAUCCCCCCAGAAGCCAUAGAGCAGUGCCCACAUCCUGCCUUUAAAUCAUUAGUCUAUGUCUUGGCAUUUUUCCAUGCUGUGGUUCAGGAGAGAAGGAAGUUUGGCAAGAUUGGCUGGAAUGUGCCAUAUGAUUUCAAUGAAUCUGAUUUCCAGGUCUGCAUGGAAAUUCUCAACACAUAUUUGACAAAAGCUUUCCAGCAAAAUGAUGAGAAAAUCCCCUGGAGUAGUCUCAAGUAUCUUAUUGGUGAGGUCAUGUAUGGUGGGCGUGCAAUCGAUAGCUUUGAUCGCCGCAUUCUGACUGUCUACAUGGAUGAGUACCUGGGUGAUUUCAUAUUUGACACAUUCCAGAUGUUUCAUUUUUAUAAAAAUGAUGAGGUUGAUUAUAAAAUUCCGGAAGGGACUGUAAAAGAUGACUUUGUUGAGGAGAUUGAGUCGCUGCCCCUCGCUAAUACCCCGGAGGUCUUUGGACUUCAUUCAAACGCCGAGAUUGGGUAUUACACACAGGCAGCUCGCGACAUGUGGGCUCAUCUCCUGGAGCUGCAGCCUCAGACAGGUGAAUCCGGGACUGGAAUUAGUAGAGAUGAAUAUAUUGGGAAUGUUGCUAAGGAUAUACAAAACAAGAUACCGCAAGUGUUUGAUCUUGACCAGAUCCGGAAGGUUUUUGGAAUAGACAUAUCCCCUACUACGGUGGUGCUGCUGCAGGAACUGGAACGUUUUAAUAAACUGAUCAUUCGGAUGGCGAAGUCUCUGGCUGAGCUGCAGCGUGCCUUGGCGGGGGAAGUUGGGAUGAGCAGUGAACUGGACGACGUGGCUCGGGCUCUCUUUAAUGGACAGAUUCCCGGUAUCUGGCGGCGGCUGGCCCCGGACACGCUGAAAACACUUGGGAACUGGAUGAUUUUCUUUAGAAAUCGGUAUCAGCAGUACAGCACCUGGGUGAAUGAGGGCGAGCCCAAGGUCAUGUGGCUCUCGGGCCUGCACAUCCCCGCCCCCGCCCGGCGCGGCGCCCCUGCCGCAGGAACGGCUGGCCCCUCGACCGCUCCACGCUCUACACCGAGGUGA